AUGUAUCAGAGAUUGCAGAAUUUGCGUCAAGGCAUGAAGGCGGUUGAUGACUAUACGAUGGAAUUUUGCAUGUUGAUUACAAGGAAUGAAGUGAUGGAAACGGAGGAACAAUUGGCGUCUCGAUAUGUAGGUGGUCUUCGCCCCCAAAUACAGGACACGCUGAACAUGUUUGAUCCUGUGACAGUUUCUGAGGCACAUCAAAGGGCGAUACAGAUGAGAAACAGCAGUCCAGACGGAAUACAGGGACUUUCAUCGCAGGAGGUUCUUCCAGUGACACAUCCUGGUAAUCCUAGCCAGGCUGGUUCUUUUAAAGCAAAUUCUGUGCAGCUGUCAGCACGUCCUGAGGGCGGUAUCCGUUGCUUCGCUUGCAAAGGUGUGGGUCAUAGGCAAUAUGAAUGCCCAAAAAAUUCGCGUAGAGGGCUCUUUGUUGAUGAUGGGUAUGGAGAUUAUGAAGGGGUGCCCGUAUUUUAUAAUGGAGAUGAUGAUGAGGUAGCAGAAGAGGAGGAGUUAGUUGUUGGUGACGUGAGGCAAGCAUUGGUGGUGAGUCGCGAGAAUGUGGUUGCUGAGGAGGUCAUUAAGAAACUGGGUCUGCAGACUGAGAAACAUCUCAAACCGUAUAAGUUGGCUUGGUUGAAGAGGAGUAGUGAUGUUGAAGUAUCCCAGCGUGCUCUAGUCAGCUUUUCCAUUGGGCCUACCUACAAAGAUCAAGUUUUGUGUGAUGUGGUAGAGAUGGAUGCAUGCCAUUUGUUAUUAGGGAGGCCUUGGCAGUUUGACCAACACUCGCUGCAUGACGGAGCAAAAUUUGAGACGGAGAUGGCAGAAUCUGGUGUAGUGUAUGUGUUAGUAGGCAGGUCAGUCGAUAUUGAACAGGAGGUUUCCCACAGAAUUCGUCCACUGUUAGAAGAGUUUCAGGAGGUUUUCCCAGAGGAGCUUCCAGAGGGAUUGCCACCACUACGAGAUAUUCAGCAUCAGAUUAAUUUAGUACCUGAUGCUACUCUACCCAACCGGGCGCAUUACAGGAUGAGUCCUACUGAACAUGAGGAGUUGCGCAGACGAGUGGAGGAGCUUUUGGCGAAGGGCCACAUCAGAGAAAGUCUUAGUCCUUGUGCUGUUCUUGCUCUCCUUACGCCCAAAAAGGAUGGCACGUGGCGUAUGUGCGUGGACAGUAGGGUGAUUAAUAAGAUUACGGUCCGUUACCGUUUUCGUAUUCCUCCCUUGGAUGAUUUGCUUGAUCAGCUUACCGAUGCUUAUGUGUUCAGUAAGCUUGAUUUGAAGAGUGGAUACCAUCAGAUUUGUAUCAGACCUGGGGAUGAGUGGAAGACGACAUUUAAGAUAAGAGAAGGGUUGUACGAGUGGUUAGUCAUGCCAUUCGGUCUUUCCAAUGCACCUAGUACUUUUAUGCGGGUUAUGAAUCAAGCUCUUCGUCCAUUUAUCGAAAAAUUCGUGGUAGUUUACUUUGAUGAUAUUCUGAUUUAUAGUGCUAACAAUGAUGAUCACGUCCAGCACCUUUGA
Messenger RNA from Olea europaea var. sylvestris, 1512 nucleotides. RefSeq lists its product as uncharacterized. The record is from RefSeq and is a predicted model, not a curated record. NCBI's taxonomy places the organism in Eukaryota, Viridiplantae, Streptophyta, Magnoliopsida, Lamiales, Oleaceae. Bases 1 to 1512 code for a protein of 503 amino acids. Gene Ontology annotation, molecular function: zinc ion binding; nucleic acid binding. The transcript has 3 exons.